Molecule: messenger RNA, 1234 nt
Organism: Phaethon lepturus (White-tailed tropicbird)
Lineage: Eukaryota; Metazoa; Chordata; Aves; Phaethontiformes; Phaethontidae
Gene: ERAP1
Product: endoplasmic reticulum aminopeptidase 1
Exons: 9
Biological process (GO): peptide catabolic process; proteolysis
Cellular component (GO): cytoplasm
Molecular function (GO): peptide binding; zinc ion binding; metalloaminopeptidase activity
Source: RefSeq, a predicted model, not a curated record
GUACUUGUGGCACAUUCCACUAACCUAUAUUACCAGUAAAUCUGACACUGUUCAGAGAUUUCUGAUGACAACUAAAGCAGAUGUCAUUAUCCUUCCAGAAGAGGUGGAGUGGGUUAAAUUCAAUGUGGACAUGAAUGGGUAUUAUAUUGUGCACUACAAAGGUGAUGGAUGGGAUCGCCUGAUUAACCUUUUGAAAGAGAACCAUACAGUGAUUAGCAGCAAUGACAGGGCAAGUCUCAUUAACAACAUAUUCCAGCUCGUGAGAAUAAAAAAAAAGUCCAUUUCCAAAGCUUUUGAUUUGACUUUGUACCUGAAACAUGAAAGACAAAUCAUGCCUGUACUCCAGGGUAUGAAUGAGCUGAUUCCUAUAUACAGGCUCGUGGAGAGGAGGGAUAUGGAUGGAACAGAAAAACAGUUAAAGGAGUAUAUAGUCAAUCUUUUUAAAGACCUGAUUGACAAGCAGUCUUGGAGUGAUGAAGGGUCAGUGUCUGAGAGACUGCUUAGGCAGUCGCUCCUGCUGUUUGCGUGCGUGCACAGGUACCAGCCAUGUGUGGACAAAGCCAGAGAUUAUUUUACAGAAUGGCAGAAAUCCAAUGGAACCUUGAGCUUGCCAGCAGAUGUGAAGACAGCAGUGUAUGCUGUUGGAGCACAAACGUCCGAAGGUUGGGAUUUCCUCCUUAGUAAGUACAGACUGCACUCGUUCAAUGUAGAGAGAGAGAAGAUUGAAUUAGCUCUCAGCCUCAGCAGGAGUAAGGACAAACUUCAGUGGUUAAUGGAUCAAGGUCUGCGUGGUGACAUCAUAAGAACUCAGGAUCUUCCACAUAUUAUUGUAUUUGUUGCCAAAAACCCAUCUGGCUAUCAUCUAGCUUGGAAUUUUUUAAAAGAAAAUUGGGAGAAAGUUGUAGAAAAAUUUGAACUCGGUUCGAAUUCCAUAGCAGGCAUUGUCACUGGUGUGACAAGUCGGUACUCGACAAGGUCACAGCUUGCACAGGUGAAAGAAUUCUUCAGUUCUCUGGAGGAAAAAAGUGCACAGCUUCGCUGUGUCCAGCAAGCUAUCGAAACCAUUGAAGACAAUAUACAAUGGAUGGCUAGAAAUUUUGAGAAAGUCAAAACUUGGUUGCAAAACAACCAUCUGUGUGAUCAAGCUAAGUACAAAGAAGGGCACGGUAGCAGUGGAACAUGUGCGUGGAACGAGGCUGUAUUUGCACCAGGAAAGCUGAGAGCAGAACUCUGA